This is a messenger RNA of Williopsis jadinii, 850 nucleotides long. RefSeq lists its product as uncharacterized. NCBI's taxonomy places the organism in Eukaryota, Fungi, Ascomycota, Saccharomycetes, Phaffomycetales, Wickerhamomycetaceae. The coding region runs from base 343 to 498 and encodes 51 amino acids. The transcript is spliced from 3 exons. The record is from RefSeq and is a predicted model, not a curated record.
UCGGUAUUCAAAUGCCUUCAAAGUGGAUUAGCUGGUGGUGAACACUUUGAGUAAGAGAUGUGCCAAGUAUGGGCGUUCGUUGGGGACUGCUUCCUGAGAUAUUGCCACCCAUACAUUUGUAUCGUAUCGUCAAACAAAAGAAGGCAUAGAUUCGCAUAUAUGCCUACAACAGAACAUAAUGAGGACAUUCUGGCGGGCCAGGCUGUAGAGCUGAUCUAUAUCGUCAUGUAUAUCGACUCUGAGCCUGAUUGGAUGGUGGUUCUUCCAAAGCAAUUCACCACGUUUUGUUCUUUUGCUUCAAUUCUGGUUCUUCGUUACCCCGGAGACUGUGAAGGCAUAAGCAUGCCUCCACAGUACACGAAGGAUAUCAUGCUGGGGCCAAUCACAGCCAAAUACUUUCGAGUAAUUAGUACGAUUCUUUCGUUUACUGGUGGUACCGAGGUGGAGCUUACUCAAUGGCCAUCAACAGGCGAUUAUUCCAUGGAGCUGAUGGUGUGAUGCCUCGAGACGAUGGACAAGGGAGGUUUACAGAGAUUUAUACGCCAGUUCCAGACUUGGCUACAGCUCGUCAUCUCGAAUCGCUUAGAUGAGUUCCCAGCAAAGGGACCAAGCACUAAGGAUCAACUUGUGUUGGUGUUAUAUAUUGAUGUUAUAUAUUGGUGUUAUAUCUUGAUGUUAUACACCUCGAUGUGCAUAUAUACAGACCGUGGCCUCAUCUUCUCGUUGUUCUGUUGGCCUUAAUAUCAAGGAAUGGACUGCUGGAGUAGGAGUCCUGUGUGUCCAGCACCGUGGCUCUCUUGAAGAUCGAGAGUGGUUGAACCUCGAUGAUGGCAUUCUGGGUGACGCUGUU